UUCGACCUACCGCAGCGCUGGAACGGGACCCGCUUUCUCGUUUAAAAUUUCAAAAAUAACUCAUCAAUUUACAUCCUAUUUUAAACAAUGACCGUAAAAUAUUGAGAAGAAAAAUGAGUGAAAUGGUGUAACACAAAUCGCUCUUCAUUCAGAUGACUAGGGAGAAAUUUCAGCGCUGUCAUGGAUUUUACAGUGUUACUGUACUCGUUAUUCAUUCACUGGACGUUUGUAUCAUCAGCACCGAGUAAUAACGACGGAUAUCCUUCGUUUUCUCCCAAUAAUCUCAUUCCUGGUAAGCAGUUGAGAAACAAGGAAUUUCGCGAGUACAAUGAGACCGACGAAGGUAUAAGUUCCCGUCCGUUGAAACCUCGUUAUUGUGUAACUCGUGCCGAAUGUAUACCCCUGAAUAAUACGACAUGUCUGGGAGUUAAAGUACCUUAUACGAGGACUAGUUUAGGUCUCGUAGCUGAUAUUUCUACUCAGGAAGAAGCUCAAGAACGAUUGCAUAAAUGGCACAAGACUCUGAUUCAUAUACCAAAGUGUUGGGCUGUGGUGCAGCCAUUCUUGUGUGCUUUGUUUAUGCCGAAAUGCGAAGAUGGGCAAGUUGUGUUACCGUCCAAAGAAAUGUGUGAUAAAAUCCAAUACCCUUGCCGGAUCUUAAUCACACAGAAUCUAUGGCCAGCUGAAUUCAAUUGCACUCCGUAUAAACAAGAGAAAUGCAAAAACGAUAUGAGCGAAUUGAAAUUCAACACAGCUAGUCAAUGCAUGGCACCUUUGGUCAAAGCGGAACAAGAAUCUUCCUACUACGAAGGUAUCGAAGGAUGUGGGGUUCAAUGUCAAGAUCCCUUUUUCAGCGAAGAAGAACGAAAGGAGAUCGGCACCUAUGUACUUCUCGGAUCAGUUGCUGCUUUUUUGUCUAAUUUAUUCGCAGUUGUGACGUUAAUUUUAGACUGGAAAUCAACUUCGAAGUUUCCAACAGCUUUAGCAGUAUUGUACCUAAAUAUAAGUUUUCUUAUGGUUUCAAUCGGACACCUAUAUCAAUUAAGGCCUGGAGCUAAUGAUCAUACCAUUUGCCAUAAAGAUGGCACUCUGAGAACCUCAGAACCUAGUUUAGGUGGAAAUUUAUCCUGUGUGACUAGUUUUGUAUUUGUUUAUUAUUUCCUUAUCGCUGGAAUAGUUUGGUUUGUUGUAGUCGCUUAUGCAUGGGAUUCGUAUGUGAAACGAAGCGUAAGAGGCGGUGUUCCUGAACGAAAGGAUAAAAGAAUCCCUUACUAUCAUAUUUCGGCAUGGAGUUUGCCAGUUAUACUGACUGUGACGAUAAUGGCGCUGGGAGAGGUGGACGGAGAUAGCCUAUUGCACGUUUGUUUUGUCGGCGGAGUGAAUAAAAAGUAUCGUUUGAUAUUUUUCCUCGGUCCUUUAUUGUUCUUGGUGGUUGGAUGGCUUCUGUUCAUGAAAGGUGUUGUGACGUUACUUUGGUUUAAAAUGACCAACAAGGAGCAUAUUUCUCCGAAAUCGAACAAGACGGUUUGGACGAAUAUAUUCAGAGUGCUGAUAUUUUCCAAUUUUAUUCUUCUUUUUGGGGUUGUUACGUUUAUUUACCAUAUUUACGAGUAUCUGCAUCACGAAGAAUGGAAAAAUAGUUUACGGAAAUCUAUUAUCUGUCAAUUAAAUUUCGCUGACGAUACUGAGAAUUGUCGAAUCUGGCCAAAACCUAGUUUAUCGAUGAUUGAGUUACGAAUUCUAGCUCUGUUUGGAACUAACAUCAGUAUGGCGUUAUGGGUUUUUGAAAAAUCUGCCAAAAGGAACUGGAUUAUACUCAUGAAGAGAAUUUUGCAUAAAGAAAUAAACGAAUCGAAUACCAUUACGAAGCAUAAGCUUAUCUCUUUCGCAUAUGCCAAGAGGAAAAAUCUGGAAAACGGAGGCAAUCUUUCUAUCGAUAUGAACAACCAUCAAGAUCCAGUUGGAUUGAAUUUCGAAUUGAAUAGUCUAGGAUCUCGAUACUGUAGCUCUUCGUGGGCCAAAGUUUUACCAAAAUUGAUCACCCGGCGUGGAGCAUUGGCAGUUGUUUCCAGAUCAAAUUCUAGUCAACGUGGUAAUUCCGUCGAUUCCGAGUACAGCAUCAAUUUCAAAAGAGUUUCCAUCGAGUCUCAUUCGAGGAGACAUUCGAUCGAAUCUACAGUCUCGAUGCAAACUGUAGAGGUUAAGAAAAUGGUCCACAAGAGACGGCGAGAUAAAAGAAGACGCGAUAAAAAAUGCAAUUAUAAAUAUAAAACGACCGAAACAAAAAUAUCAUCGAGACACAGCAGUACUUCGUCUUUGGCUAAAAAUCUAGAAAAAGAGGUCAUGGGUAUUUUUAUAUCCAACGAACGAACAACUCUCGCACCGAAUAUGAACAGAAGAUGCGCCAUUACCGGUAUAGGUAACAGUACUUUGAAUCUAUUGGAUAUAGGACGAGAAAUAGAGAACCGUAGCGAUAACAACGAUUCUAGUAAUAGCUCUGUUACCGAAACCGAUUCUGAAAUGCAACAAGUAACUCUUCCGUCCUGAAUUUAAAGACUGAAUUUUUUUCAACUGUAUUUUCCUAAGCUUGUACGAACAACGAAUAAUUUAUUAUGUGAGACUGAUUGUGCGGACGUUUGGUAUCGCGUUGCAUUUUUGUGUGUGUGUGUUUUAAUCCGACUGGGUUGUUUAUUGAUCGGAAAAUAUUUAGUAUUAUUUUUACAUAAUUAUGUAUGUAGUACGAAUUUUUCAUUGUUUAUGUAACUAACAGUUAAACUAAGAUCUCCAUUUUACUAUUUCUGUAUUAUUUUGAUUUUGUCACGAAUGUAUGUGUAUGUAUCGUUUUAGUGUCUUUUUUUUCCUAAUUGACGUGCCAAUUUUCUGAGAAAUGCAUUUAAAAUGUGAUAUUAUUUAUGUAUUUUAAAUAACGUAGUCAAUUCUGUAUUUGUAUUGUAAUUUUCUUUUUUUUUAUUUUACAUUGUGUAAUUUGUGUACUUCGUCUUCCUUUCUAAUUUUAAUAUAUUUGUAUGUUUUUGUAUA
Molecule: messenger RNA, 3039 nt
Organism: Planococcus citri (citrus mealybug)
Lineage: Eukaryota; Metazoa; Arthropoda; Insecta; Hemiptera; Pseudococcidae
Gene: smo
Product: smoothened
Exons: 14
Coding region: 181-2547 (788 amino acids)
Biological process (GO): smoothened signaling pathway; commissural neuron axon guidance; central nervous system development
Cellular component (GO): plasma membrane; cilium; dendrite
Molecular function (GO): patched binding; transmembrane signaling receptor activity
Source: RefSeq, a predicted model, not a curated record